CCACCGCAACUCGCAAUCACUAUAUAAUCAACAUCGCUUUUUUCUCCAGUUUUUAUUGGCUGCUUGAGUUUCAUUGGACGAAAAUUCUGGAUAUACCGGUACAUGUCUUCCUGAAGAAAUCGCGAAGCAAGCAUGUACAUGAUGAUGUAGAAAGUGGCCCGAAGUUUGUAUUUGUCAGGGAGGGACCUCGAGGAUUGAGGCGCUGCAUGGGCAAGGACGUCCGCUGCCAUGAGGGUUGUCCUCAAAAAGCUGGGCUUGAAACGCGGCAAGAAGAACGAAACCAAGGAGAGCCUUGAAGCACAGCGUCUGGCAGGAGGCCCGGGCAAUGUGGAAGAGAGCCAGUCGGGAGCAAUUGAAAGCGACUUGAAGGCGAGUUCUCCAGCACCAGAGAUGGAAGAACCUCAAGCUACUCCCCCCCAAGGCACCGUGCAGAACCAGUAUGGGGAGGUUUUCACAGAUGAAUUCCAGGGCCCCGACACUUCCUCCCUGACCGCAUUCCUGGUCUCGCUCCUUUCUUACACACCCGAACCCCCUGAGAGGCUCCGGCCCAGCCAGCCAGCCUCGCCCCGCUCCCCGGAAACCCCCCAAAGAAGGAGCUCUUUCAAAAAGACAGCUCUCGAAUAUGGGGAGCUUUCUCAAGGGGCGGGAACAACCGCACGGACGUCAGCUGAAAACCAGGAGCUCUACUCGCGGGUGCAUGAAACGGCGGUCCGUGCGCACGAAGCGGUUGCACGCGCAGAGGAGGCCAUCAGCACGAGCCGGGUGCGUCCUGACGGCCCAGGAGCCGCCUCUCAGGGGGGUCCCUCUGCCAUGGAAACUACCCUCCUGGAAGAAGAAUGUCCCACCCCCGCUGCUCGAGCGCACGAGGCGGCACUCCGAGCAAAGGCAACUGCGGCGAGAGCCGCACGAAGCGAGUCCCCGCCGGAAGAAACCGACUGGCAGGUCGUGAACGAGAAGGACGUCCCCAGCGGCACGGGGUUCUGGCACCCGUCUGAGAUCGGGGCCCGUUCGCACCACCACAUGCCGGGCAAGAUCAAGACUGUGGCCCAGCUGGUGAUACCGAGCAAGGUGGUCCCGAGGAGUGACAUCGAGCCCCCGAAGAAAAGUCCGCUGCGGAAGCCGCCUGAGCUGUCAGAGCCAUCGGUGAUGCUGACGGAAGGGACACGCUCGCUGCUGUGCACGGCACUCCCGGCACUGGCCAUGGGGCGGCAGUGGGUGCUUCUGUACAGCACUGAACGCCACGGCAUCUCGCUCCACACCCUGUAUAGAAACAGCACCAACGAUGGUGGAGCGACGCUGCUGGUGGUCCAGGACAGUCACGGCGCAAUUUUCGGGGGCUUCUCGUCGCAGCCAUACAACCCGUCCGUUCGUCACAAGUAUCAGGGCGGUAAUGACUCCUUCGUCUUCUCGGAGAAGAACGGGGAGGCGACCCUCUAUCGCUCCACUGGCGAGAACCGCUACUUUUUGCUCUGCACCAACGAGGGCCUAGCGUUUGGAGGAGGCGACCACUUUGCUCUGAGGAUCGACGAAGAACUGUUGCAUGGGAGCAGCGGCCCCUGUGCGACGUUCGGCAGCCCUUGCCUGGCCCACAGCGAGGAGUUUGACAUACGCUAUGUCGAGGUUUGGGGCUUUGCGCACGUCAGAAGGCUCAGCACUCCAAUCUAGAAAGCACUUGCCGGGGCCACGAUCCAUGUACAGUAAACCAAAAGGCCGCACUUUACUGCAGAGGAAAUACCUCCUUACUCCGCUUCAGUUUAGAUUGUUGUAAUGUUGACGCCUGCCGGAGAGUUCGGCGGCGCAUGAGAGAGCGUCACGUCCGCAACCUGGAUGUGCCGAUCCGUGUACAUGUUGGUUGUGCUUACUGAUUUGUUGCCGAGCUUUUAUAAGGACGGUCGUGACAUGCUUGCGGCCUGUCAAAGUUUUCUUAGUCUUCCUCCUUCAGCCACGCAUAAGUGGUGCUCAAACGUUUGCAUUGAUACGAUAGUACGGUGCAACGAGUCACGUAGUAUAUCCUGCCGAACCGAUACAAUUGUAAGACUAGUGCAUAUAUGCCAGUUGUACGUUCGUCCG
This is a messenger RNA of Klebsormidium nitens, 2070 nucleotides long. Lineage: Eukaryota; Viridiplantae; Streptophyta; Klebsormidiophyceae; Klebsormidiales; Klebsormidiaceae. The record is from the annotation of a GenBank genome assembly.